Molecule: messenger RNA, 652 nt
Organism: Acanthoscelides obtectus
Lineage: Eukaryota; Metazoa; Arthropoda; Insecta; Coleoptera; Chrysomelidae
Source: the annotation of a GenBank genome assembly
AUCAGUAUCAAGGUAGGCGAUGUAAAUUGAAUAUAGUCAACGAACUUGAAACAACAGCAAGCAGCGGGCAAGGCCGCCUUUUCGUAUAAAUAGACAAAACAAAAAUAUUACGGAGAUUAUCUAAUCAAACUCUAGUAACGUAAUCGCUCGCUGAAAAAAAGUUCGAUAGUGAACUGUGACGUCAUGAUUGCUACGAUGGUUUUCGUAUGCGUAUUUCUGGUCCACGCUGUGUUUGCAGCUCCCCCCAGUAUUCUCCAAGGUCCCAGCACCAAGACCAUUGUUGUAGGACCAGACGGAAGCAAAAUCGAGGCAUUCGCACCAGGCGGUCAGAUUAACUUAGAGGGACAUGGACCUCUAAUCCAGGAGACCCCUAAAGUUGUUUUAUACGAAAGCAAACCUGAAGUCACUCCUCAGAUUGUUGAUGGAUCUGAGGUUGACGGUUCUGAAGUGGCGGUACCGCAAGCGGCAGCUAAAGAAGAGAUUUUUCCGAAGAUUUGGCCGGGAGGAAUUGAAGUGAGAGUAAUACCAGAUGAACCGAAAAUUGUCAGAGUACCGACUGUUGGAGCAAUUGAAAAUUUUGAUUAUGUUGUGACGAAUUAAUUUUUUGUUGUUGAAAUAAAUCAUUUAUAAUAAACUGGUCAUCAGUUCUGAA